This is a messenger RNA of Lemur catta (Ring-tailed lemur), 2478 nucleotides long. It is a transcript of the gene ZNF529, whose product is annotated as zinc finger protein 529. The record is from RefSeq and is a predicted model, not a curated record. Lineage: Eukaryota; Metazoa; Chordata; Mammalia; Primates; Lemuridae. The transcript has 5 exons. The coding region runs from base 511 to 2061 and encodes 516 amino acids. Gene Ontology annotation, molecular function: RNA polymerase II cis-regulatory region sequence-specific DNA binding; DNA-binding transcription factor activity, RNA polymerase II-specific. Gene Ontology annotation, biological process: regulation of transcription by RNA polymerase II.
UCCGGGGCGGCCUGUUAGGGGCUGCGCGGCCCUCGCUGCCGGCGCUGCGCUGCCUUUGCUUCAGCGUUGGAUCUAUUCCGGCUUGGACUACGUUUCACCUCGGACCCCACGGCUCUGAUGAACUUCUCCCGCUGGUUCGUUUUCCGCUGACCUUGUGGUCGUUUUCUGUGUGCGGAGUUAAGGUGACCCAGGUCUGAAUGCGAGAGGAGCUCACGGUAGGAGCCCUGCGUCCCCGCGAUAGGGCAGGUGGAGGCGAAGCCCCAGGCCCGUGUAUUUGGAGUCCAGAUGUGAGAAAUGGGAAAAAAAUGACUCCCAGUGUGAGGUAAUGGAAAGAAGUACAGUCUUUGACCUUGAGGACUCCAUUUUCAGAAAUGAGUGGCAAAACAAAAGCAAGACUGAGACAAGGGUCUCGAGGGAUAUUUUAGUUUCAUUAGGGAGCAUGUCCACGGAGCUCCUCAUGCUGUCAUUUCAGAAGUGGAAUUCCCUGACCAAUUCUUUGCAGUUCUAACCAUGGACCAUGAAUUGGUGACAUUCAGGGAUGUGGUCAUCAACUUCUCUCAGGAGGAGUGGGAAUAUCUGGAUUCUGCUCAGAGGGACUUGUACUGGGAUGUGAUGAUGGAGAACUACAGCAAUUUAGUCUCACUGGAUUUGGAGUCCAGCUGUGAGACAAAGAAUUUAUCUGGAGGAAAGGACAUUAUUGAAAACAAUGGUUCUCAGUGGGAGUUAAUGGAAAGUAGCAAAUUCUUUGGCCUUGAAAGCUCCAUUUGCAGAAAUAACGGGCAGAGCAAAAGCAAGAUUGAAGUACAAGGACCUCAAGUGGGAUAUAUCAGUGAAAUGAAAGCCACUUCCAAAAAAGUGCCCUAUUUCAACAGUCAUGAAUCUCUUAAAUUACCUCAGAGAACCCAUGACAGUGAGAAGCCCUAUGAAUAUAAGGAAUAUGAGAAAGUCUUCAUUUGUGACUCCAACUUUGAUGAAUAUCAGCGAAUACAUGCUGGUGAGAAAGCCUAUGAAUGUAAUGAAUGUUGGAAAACCUUUGGGAUAGAUAACUCACGUACACUACAACUCAAUAUUCAUACUGGUGUGAAACCAUGUAAAUAUAUGGAAUAUGGGAAUACAUUUACUUUUUAUAAAGACCUUAGUAUACACCAGAAAAUUCAUAAUGAGAAGUUCUAUAAACGUAAGGAAUAUGGAAGAACUUUUGGAAUAAUUGGAAAAGUUACUCCACUUCAAAGAAAUGAUGGUGAGAAGCCCUAUGAAUGCACAUACUGUGGGAAAUCCUUUAGAGUGCAUGCACAACUUACCCGACAUCAGAAAAUCCAUACUGAUGAGAAAUCUUACAAAUGUAUGGAAUGUGGCAAGGACUUUAGAUUUCAUUCACAGCUUGCUGAACAUCGGAGAAUACAUACUGGUGAGAAACCCUACAAGUGUAUACACUGUGAGAAGGUUUUUAGAAUUAGUUCACAGCUCACUGAACAUCAGAGAAUUCAUACAGGGGAGAAACCUUAUGCAUGUAAGGAAUGUGGGAAGGCUUUUGGAGUCUGUAGAGAACUUGCUCGACAUGAGAGAAUUCACACUGGUAAGAAACCCUAUGAAUGCAAGGCAUGUGGAAAGGUCUUUAGAAAUAGUUCAUCCCUGACUAGACAUCAGAGAAUUCACACUGGUGAGAAACCCUAUAAAUGUAAAGAAUGUGAGAAAGCAUUUGGAGUAGGUAGUGAACUUACUCGACAUCAGAGAAUUCACAGUGGUCAGAAACCGUAUGAAUGUAAGGAGUGUGGGAAGUUCUUUAGACUUAGUUCAGCCCUUAUUCAGCAUCAGAGAAUUCACAGUGGUGAGAAACCUUAUGAAUGUAAGGUGUGUGGGAAGGCCUUUAGACACAGUUCAGCCCUUACUGAACAUCAGAGAAUUCAUACUGGAGAAAAACCUUAUGAAUGCAAGGCAUGUGGGAAGGCCUUUAGACAUAGUUCAUCCUUUACAAAACAUCAGAAAAUUCAUAAUGGUGAGAAACCCUAUGAAUGUAAGGAUUGUGGGAAUGCCUUAAAUGUGGUUCGGCACCUUAUUUGACAACAAAAGAUUUAUACUGGUGAGAAAAAAGUUAUUUGAAUGAAAUAAAUGUGGAAAGGUUUCUGUUUCUGGUUUUCAUUGGGAAAACCAAUGGAUUUAACAGGUAAUCAAGGGGAUUCAAUAUAUCCCUCUUUUAAAAUAUGUUUUUGGAUUACAUGGCCAUUCUGUAUUUAGAAGCUAAAUUGUUCAGUCUUAGGUGGUAUAUACUUACAAUUUUGUUAGAUAUUGCCAAAUACUUCUCCUUUUUAAAUCAAUUUAUGUUCUUAUUAUCUAUUGGACAUAGGAUGGACCCCAUUAGUCUGUUUCUGAAAUGUUUGGAACUUGUUUCCCUAAUUAUGAGUGAUUUGAGUUAUUUUCAUAUAAAUUUAUUAUCCAGGCAUAUUUUGUUUACAACUUUUGGUGUUUGUGUUUUUGCUU